Messenger RNA from Myzus persicae (green peach aphid), 1727 nucleotides. RefSeq names its product histone deacetylase 11 (gene HDAC11). Gene Ontology annotation, molecular function: histone deacetylase activity. The transcript is spliced from 8 exons. NCBI's taxonomy places the organism in Eukaryota, Metazoa, Arthropoda, Insecta, Hemiptera, Aphididae. The record is from RefSeq and is a predicted model, not a curated record. The coding region runs from base 216 to 1199 and encodes 327 amino acids.
ACACCGUUAUCACAGAAUCAAUUGACUUACAAAGUUACAAAAUACAAAUAUUAAUAACUACAUUAUUAUUUAUUAACUUAUGUAAUAAUAUAUAUUUAUGUAUUUUAAUUUUAGCUAAUCGCUUUGUAAAUUUGUCAUUGGAAUAUAUAUGUUUAAGAGUGAAGUACUUAAAUAAUGAUAACAAUUGAAAGUACCUAAGUGCUCUCUAAUAAGUUAUGGUUGAAAUAAAGCCCAAAGAAUAUUGGCCGAUCGUAUAUAGAAAAGAGUACAAUGUUACAUUUUUUGGUCUUGAAAAUUUACAUCCUUUUGAUUCAAAAAAAUGGGCACACAUUUACAAAAUACUAAAAAAUACUUUGGGUUUGAAUCAAAGUAACAUCCAUAUUCCUGAUGAAAUUUCUAAUGAUGCACUGCUUACGAUUCAUGGUGGAAAAUAUCUGAAAAGUUUGAAAUGGAGUUGUGUUGCUGCACGUAUAUCAGAAAUUCCUGUGGUUGCCAUAUUUCCUAAUUUUUUGGUUCAAAGACAAUAUUUAAGGCCCAUUAGAUUUUUUAGAUUUCAGGUUGGAGGUUCAAGGUUAGCUGGAAAAAUAGCUCGAAAGGAUGGAGUUGGGAUUAAUUUAGGAGGAGGUUUUCAUCACUGUAGUAAAAAUCGUGGUGGAGGAUUUUGUCCAUAUGCUGAUAUAUCAUUGGUUGUGAACGAUGCAUUACAAGAAAAUGACUGUAAUCUGGUGAUGAUAAUUGAUUUAGAUGCUCACCAGGGUAAUGGAUACGAGAGAGAUUUUAUUGGCAACUCAAAAGUAUUUAUUAUUGAUGUAUUUAAUAAAAAUAUAUACCCAAAAGAUACAUAUGCAGAAACUGCCAUUUCAAAGGCUGUGAAACUAGAUUACUUUAUACAAGAUUAUGAAUAUUUAACCACCGUUGAAAGUGCUUUGAAUGAAUCAUUCCUGAAGGUUAAACCAGACUUCAUAAUUUAUAAUGCUGGUACAGACAUUUUAAAAGGAGAUAAGUUGGGGUUGCUCUCUAUUACUCCAGAGGGAAUAAUACAAAGAGAUGAAAUGGUGUUCAAAUUAGCUCAACAAAAUAAUAUUCCUUUAGUUAUGUUGACGUCCGGCGGCUAUCUUAAGUCAACUGCCAACGUCAUAGCAGCUUCAUUGCAGAAUCUUGUACAACAAGGGCUAGUUAAACCAUCUCAAGUGGAAUAAUACGAAUUUACAAGCGUACAAUAUAAGUUCUAUCUACCUACUGCAGUUAUUAUUCUAGUAAAUAAUAAAAAGCGUUCUGAAAAUGUGUAGCACAAUAAGAAGAAUGCUGCUCACUGCUCAGUGUCUGUCAUAGAAAAAUACAAAGGAAUAUACCUAUAUAGGCACUUACAAUGUAAUAAAUUAAUUACAAAUGAGAAGUAAUAAUAAUAUAAGCACAUUGCACAUUAAAUUUAACGGACUUUGUUGCUCCAAUAUCCAAUUCCAAUAGUUAAUUAAUAGCAAAUUAUUUUUUUAAACAUUACAAAUAGGUGGUAAUCAAUCAUUUUAAUUUAAAUAAGUAAGAUACCUUAAGAUAUUAUCUAUCGUAACUAUUUUUAACAAUUUGGAUAUUUUUAUUUUCGUAUCAAAGAAAACUUUAGUUUAAGAUUCUGAGCGGAUAAUUAAUGUAUUGGUUUUGCAAUGUGUGUGUUUUUGUUGUUGUUGUUGUUGUUGUUGUUGUUGUUGUUGUUUGAGCUCAAAUUUAAGAGC